AGAGUAAGAGGCCACGGUAUAGAACCGAACAAAAUUAGCGUGGAAAAGGCUUAUGAUCCGUCAGACCCGUCAUUCAAAUUCGUCGACAGACCGGACGUGAUCGACCCAUAUCGUAAGUAACAGUGAACACGUUUUGUUUGAUCGAGGGCAUACCGGUUAAACAAUAUCCUAUGACCUGACGCCCAAGCCUACUGCAACAUAUCAGAGAUUAUUAUUGGUUGCCGUUUAUAAACCUUUGCUGCUCAGAAACGUUACAAAUGUUUCAGAUUUAGCUCGAGCUUCCCCCCCCCAAACUGCACUGCCAUUUUCAUUUUAACUUUUUCACACACAUAAAAUGUCCCUUAUUUACAUAUAAGCUUAAGAUUCAACGUAUAAUUCUUAUAAGUGAAAAGUUAAAUGAAAAUUGCAGUGGGUUUUGGAGGGAUGUUUACUUGCUAAAUCGUGGAAAAAUAAAGCAAAGCUUGAGCUAAAUUCGGGAAAAAGUGUAUCACGUUUUUCAGCACCAAAGGUUUACAAAUGGCACCCCACAGAUUAUAGAACAAAUUCCUGCAACAUUACACUGAUGAGCUCGCAACGGUAACAUCACCGGUAAAGCAUGUAAAGUAUGUCUAAUGUUCGACUAUAACUAGUCUUUUUCAUACCACCUGUUAGAAAUGUAAACGGCUUCGAUUGUGAAGCCUCCAUAAGGGAGUCUGGUAUCGAUUGACUUUGUUUGAACCGUUGUUUCUUCCUCCCUCUGCAUCAACACCAGAGGAUGAGUCUUGCAGAGCAGAGAUGUCGUGCGGUCACGCCGUCACGCCAGGAUCUCUGACAGGAUGGUGCCGCAGUUUGCUCAGCAAGGGGCAGUCCAAAUUUACUUGCCCAGCCGUUCAGCCAGAUGGCGCAAUGUGUGGCGCCGAAUGGUCUUAUCAAGAGGUCCGUCGCUUUGCUCUGUUGACCGUUGAGGAGAUGGACCAUUUCGAGAAAGAACUUGCCCGUAUAGUUGUUGCCAAAUUCAAAGCAUGCCCUGGCUGUAAAACCUACGUGGAACGACAGGCCUUAGACAAUCUCUGUUUCGACUGCACUAUCUGUGAGGAAAGCAACAAGCUCACCAUGCAGUUCUGCUGGCAGUGCCUGAGGCCGUGGAAGGGGAGGGCGCCGCGCAGCGACCGCUGUGACAACGACGACUGCUCAGACAAGGUGCUGGAGCUGCUGCAAGGGUGUGGCACCAUGACCCUGUCCCAGGUACCGGGGGUGGGACCCUACCCUUCCGUCCGGGCCUGCCCCACCUGUGGCAUGAGGGUUGAGGACGACAAGACCGGCUGCAAGAACAUCGUGUGCCCACGCUGCCAGGUGGGGUUCUGCUUCGUGUGUCUGAAGCUCACCAGGCAGUGCCUUCAGACCAGCUCCUAUUUCAGAGUGUGCAGCAGCGGCAUCGCACCGAGGCAGACCGCCAUGCCAAUAUGGCAUGGCGGCAAUAUGGCCCCCCGAUCCAGCGUGGUCCCCCAACCCCCUUUGGCCCCCCUUGAUUCCUUAUUCCCUGACCCCCUCACGAGGCUCCCUGACCCCCCCACGAGGCUCCCUGACCCCCCCACGAGGCUCUCUGACCCCCUCGCGAGGCUCUACGACCUCCCCCCGAGGCUCUCUGACCCCCCCCCACGAGGCUCCCUGACCCCCUCACGAGGCUCUACGACCCCCCCACGAGGCUCUCUGACCCCCCCACGUGGCUCUCUGACCCCCCCACGAGGCUCUCUGACCCCCCCACCGAGGCUCUACGACCCCCCCACGAGGCUCUACGACCCCCUCACGAGGCUCUCUGACCCCCCCACGAGGCUCUCUGACCCCCCCACAAGGCUCUCCCAACCGUGGCUCCCCGACCCCCCGUGGCUUCCUCUGGCCCCCCUGUGGCUCCCCCAGGUCCCCCGUGGCCCCCCCUGA
Molecule: messenger RNA, 1917 nt
Organism: Gadus morhua (Atlantic cod)
Lineage: Eukaryota; Metazoa; Chordata; Actinopteri; Gadiformes; Gadidae
Exons: 3
Coding region: 775-1917 (380 amino acids)
Source: RefSeq, a predicted model, not a curated record